UUAGUGUUUCCCCUCGGCCUCGCUCACUCGGUUUAUUUGUGCGGGACCGUCUGUGUUGCAGAAUGACCCGCUGGGAAGGGAUCGCUCCCCUCCUGCUUCUGCUCCUACAAAGCGUUGCCGCUCAAGAAACGGACCAAAGCGCGGCACCACCUCCACCUUCGGCAUCCAACGGCACGGAGGAAGAGAGCGAAGAAUGGGGCCUGAACUCCCUGAGAGGAAGCUUCGAGGCAGUCAGUGGCUACUUUGACUCAAUGCUGGAGUUCAUGGGUGGACGGGACGGACUCUGCCAAUAUCGCUGUCGAUACGGUAACGCUCCUCUGCCACGCCCUGGGUACCAAAUGCCAGAACCUGAUGGGUGCAGCUCCUACUUCUUUGGUCUUCCUGUUCCAGAAGGGAUGGACAUGGGCAUCCCCGCCAUGACCAAGUGUUGCAACCAGCUGGAUAUGUGUUACGAGACCUGCGGUUCUAACAAGUACCGCUGUGACUCCAAGUUCCGCUGGUGCCUCCACAGCAUCUGCUCCGACCUCAAGAAAAGCCUUGGCUUUGUGUCUAAAGUUGAAGCAUGUGAGACGGUGGCAGACACUUUGUUCAACACAGUGUGGACUCUGGGCUGCAGACCCUACAUGAACAGCCAGCGAGCGUCAUGCUUCUGCCAAGGAGAAGAGAGAGAUGAACUCUAGACUAAACUCAAACCAUAUUUUUAUUUAUGACAAUUAUAAUUCACAGAAACAUCUCAUCUUUAUGGCAACAUUGUUUUACCUGAGUGACAGUUGUUUUUUUUGCUAUUCACAACACAAUGCAUUUAUCUUAGUAGCCUCUUAAUUAUUUUGACAAAUGAUUAUGCAUUUUCUUUGUCUCGAUUGUACAGUAUGAAAUAUUAAAAUAAAAAAUAAA
Molecule: messenger RNA, 894 nt
Organism: Nerophis lumbriciformis (worm pipefish)
Lineage: Eukaryota; Metazoa; Chordata; Actinopteri; Syngnathiformes; Syngnathidae
Product: group XIIB secretory phospholipase A2-like protein
Biological process (GO): lipid catabolic process; triglyceride homeostasis; cholesterol homeostasis
Cellular component (GO): extracellular region
Molecular function (GO): calcium ion binding; A2-type glycerophospholipase activity
Source: RefSeq, a predicted model, not a curated record